Cladocopium goreaui is the source of this 1239-nucleotide messenger RNA. NCBI's taxonomy places the organism in Eukaryota, Dinophyceae, Suessiales, Symbiodiniaceae. The record is from the annotation of a GenBank genome assembly.
AUGCUGCUCAGGUUGCAUGGCAGCCGCUAUGUCGAUGCUCUCCCAGACACGGAUCAGCAGCUCGAAAAUGCCAUCGUUAUGGGCGAUCUUGCGUGGGUCAAGGACUGUGUGAAGAAAGGCGCCAACGUGAACUGCCGAUUGGACGAGAAAGGAUUUACUCCACUGAUGUUGGCCAGCGAAGGCGGAUGGGCCAACAUUGUGCGAUAUCUGGUGGAAAACACCGAUGUGGACUUGGAAGCCGUGGACUCUGGAGGUUUCAACGCUGCGGACAUUGCAGCGCUGAACGGAUACCUCAGUUGGGAAGAGAGAGGAAAAAACUCCGAUGUCGCGGACAUAGUGAACUACCUCAAGGAUCGUGGCCUGGAAUAUACCUGGCGUGGGGCAGUGAUUGGAGGGGACCUGGACCGCAUCAAUGAAUUCUUGGAGAACGGCCAAGAUAUUGAAGAGCGCACAGGCUACCUGAUCUACCUGGGAUGUGGAAAGCAUUUCCCAUCCAAUGAUUCAUCUUUUGGAUGAUUUUGCAAUCAAAUACAUGAAAAGUACAUGGUACAUUCGGUACAUUUGAGUCUUUGAUAGCGGAUCAUAGAUUGAUUUCAAUGGCCCAGGUUACUAUUGUGAAGGAAACUUGGCUUUCUGGGCGGGGUGACGGCUUCACGGUGGGGAGAAUGGCCAUGGUACUGUUGGCUUUUUAGAGGAGGGCAAAAGGGCUGACGCUUCUGAUGGGAGAACAUUUGCUACGCCUGUUGGGGUAGCCAACCACUUGCACUCUUUUAUUCCGAAAGACAACGGCGAAGCUGAGUCUCUAAUGCAAUCGAAUUCGAUCAGACUCUUCAGGCGUCUUGAUGCUUUGAAUCUUCAAUUGUUGCUUCUGGAUUUAUUGACUUGGUUAGGAUUAGUCGCUGCACUGCUCCGUUACACAACCAUGGGAGUCCACUUGUGUCCACAACCGCGGGAGCCUCUCAGACCAGCGAUGCAGCACAAUUCUGCCAAGGAAAUUACCAGUACACUGCCUUUCAGAUGGCCAUGAAGUUUGGUCGACAGAACAUUGCGAGAUAUUUGUUGUGUUUGGGUGCAGUGAUUCCGAGAGACAUUUGCGAAACGCAGAUUCCCUUCGAGAGUGAGUUGAAGGGUCUCACCUGAUGGGCCCCUUUGGGGGCUGGGCUCAACCAUGUGGCCCAUCUUCCCAUGAGAUAAAAAGAAGAAAAUUGCUGAAAAUUGCAGAGCAGUCGUUUCAAAAUU